Portunus trituberculatus (swimming crab) is the source of this 2605-nucleotide messenger RNA. RefSeq names its product protein SPT2 homolog. The transcript is spliced from 10 exons. The record is from RefSeq and is a predicted model, not a curated record. Lineage: Eukaryota; Metazoa; Arthropoda; Malacostraca; Decapoda; Portunidae. Gene Ontology annotation, molecular function: nucleic acid binding. Bases 156 to 2447 code for a protein of 763 amino acids.
GAAAACUACUUAAAUAGGCUGUCAAUUCAAGAUCAGGAUCAAGACACGCCUCAUUUGCCGCAGUGCAUCAGAAAACCAGCGUUGAGGUGAAAAAACACCAAAUACACCCAAAUAACCCCUUAAUCGACACCCCAGCGUUAUCCAGAACAAGCAGGAUGAGUGUAGACACCAGCUGGGACAUAGAGUCUUACCGGGCAUCCUAUGAGAGUGAUGAGCACUGGACCCUGAAGAGAGAGUUCCUGGAAGCCCACAAGGAGAGAAUACCUGAAGCCCGCCUCAUCUGUUUAGCCCAGGCCUUCGUCAAUAUUGAGCUGCUCGGAUGCAAGUACCCGGACGCCCUCAUGCGGCAGGUGGAGGUGCUGGCAAGGGACGUGGGCUGCGACUUCAAGGAGAACAAGAAGAACAUGUUGCAGAGAACAUUUGUGAAGGCCUCUGAUGCCGCUGGUGCAAAAGUUAAAGGAACCCGCACAUCAUCGUUAUUAGGUGACUGUCCCUCCUUCAAGCCAUCUACAGCCUCUGAAGAGGAGGACAACGGUUCCCUAAUGUCCUCCGAGCCUUCGUCUGACCUCGAGGGUGGGGAUUCAGCAAAGCGGGGUCCUAUGUCGUCCCUCCUCGGCCUUCCACCCACACCACUAUCGUCCCGCCUUCCUAUAAUGUCAUUCGUAAAGGGAUCAAAUUCUUCACAAGUUGGAUCGUCAAGUGUGUCGGAUGGAGCCUCGACAUCUGCUAAUCCUUCCUUCGGUGGAUCGCUGGGAGGUUCCAAGGCUGCGUUUAGUGGAUCAGCAAGUGCUAUGGGUUUUGUCUCCGGUGGAACGCUGAUGCCGAACUCCUCCAAACCGAUGCUUGGUGGUGGGUCAGGAAGUUCCAUGGGGUUCGUGUCAGGUGGAACAAUGACCGCAAACAACAAGCCUGCGUUUAGUGGAUCAGGAAAUGCCAUGGGGUUUGUCUCAGGUGGAACAAUGACCGCAAACAACAAGCCUGCGUUUAGUGGAUCGACAAAUGCUAUGGGGUUCGUCUCAGGUGGAACAUUAAUGCCAAACUCCAAGCCUGCGUUUAGUGGAUCAGCAAAGUCCAUGGGGUUCGUGCCAGGUGGAACAAUGACACCAAACAACAAGCGUGCAUUUGGUGGAUCAGCGACAGGAUUAAGCUCCACAGGGUUCAUCUCCGGCGGAACACUGAACGCCGGCAACAAGACAUCAUUUAGCGGAUCAGGCACCACUGGGUUCGGCGGAUCACCAAACACAGCAUCUAAGCUUGGCGGGGGAGGACAGUCGCUUCUUGGAACACCCAACACUUCAAUGUACAGAUCGGGAAACACAAACUCUCUUCUACCACUGCCUACUGACACCACCACCACCACCACCACCACCCUCAUCACUGCCCCGCCAGCCCCCAAGAAGAAGAAAUCCAAGGACAAGGACAAGAACAAACCAAUCACGGAGAAUGCCACUCCAGUCAUAUGGUGCCAAGGCUGGGGAGAAGGCCAAGGGUUCAUGCAGCCAGGACAGUCACAGCAACAGCAGCAGCAGCAGCCCUCCACAGCAGCAGCAACAGCAACACCACAGCACAAUCAUCUGGCCAACUGGUGCAAGGUGGUGGGCCGAGACAACCCCUUGGCAGGAUUUGUGGUGGUGAGGCACGAGAACCAUGACAACGGAGGUGCUGCGGCCGCCAUCCUCAACACCUCCUCCUGCUUCAGUAGAAUGCCGGUCAACUACCACUACCAGAAGAAGGACCAUUUCCACGAGUGCACAGUGAACAUCAACGGUGUGGACGUGGUGACAUCAAGAGCAUUGGGGAGGAAGAAGGCAAGGGAGCAGGCUGUGGUGGAUGCUGUGGCUGAGCUCCCCAAACAUUGCUUUACCCUCAAGAUCAAGAAGAACAUUCGUGCGGAGAGUGUGACCUUGGAGCAGCUCGGCGAGGACCUGGCCAACCGUAGCUCAAUGAUGGACAACCCUAACUCUGUGGCCAGCAAGAUGAUGAAGCAGAUGGGAUGGACUGGUGGAGGACUUGGAAAGAAGGGAGAGGGUAUCACUGAGCCCAUUAGGCCGAGUGAGGUGUUUGGCCGCCAGGGACUCGGACACACUGGCAACAAGGGCGCCGUCACCCCAGCUUUCCGCAAGAGGGUUCGGGAGAUUGUGUCGGACUAUGCCAGCACCUCCAAGAAUAUGGCAUUGGCUUUCUCCAACGACUUCUCCAAGGAACAGCGAGCAGAGAUUCACAAAAUCGCUCGCCUGUGCCACCUGAAGAGUGCCACCCGCGGGAGGGACACCAGUAGUCGGUGCCUCGUGAUCACCAGGAAGAUGCCGGCACAGGACCUCCUUCUGAGACUCCUGCAGGAAGGUUCUAAUGAUCAAUAUGAACUACUUCCACCAUCCUCCUCCUCCUAUGAUUCUGCCUAUGGGUCUGCCUACAGCUCCUCUUAUAGCUCCACCUCCACCUGCUGACUCCCAGGAAGUGGUUAGUUAGUGGAAGGUAUGUUAGGUUGUAAGGAUUGCCUAGCUUGUUUGCAGAUUGUGGAUGUGUACGGUGGUGUGUUAUACAGUUAUGAAUACUAUUACUUAGUUCGUAGUUUGUAUAUUCCAAAGUAUACCAGCUGAUGAAU